Molecule: messenger RNA, 1441 nt
Organism: Rubroshorea leprosula
Lineage: Eukaryota; Viridiplantae; Streptophyta; Magnoliopsida; Malvales; Dipterocarpaceae
Source: the annotation of a GenBank genome assembly
CCUUCCACAUUAAGACCUAUUACAGGCACUCUAGCUAGGGAUCUCAUGGAAUUAAAAGCUGCAUCACAAUUAAUAGCCCAAAUAUUGACUGAGGUACCAGAACCAAUAUUUCCAGUGAAGGCCCUUUUAAAGAAUAUCUCUUCCUUGCAAAAUACUGGACCACGCCCAUGACGGUGAAUUUCGCUUCUCAGCAGAUGGAAAAUCUCCUGAAGGAAAACAAACACUUCAGAUGCAAAAGGUUGGCCGAAGCGCUGGAGUGCAUCGACAAACUCGAUGAACUACUGCAGGAUACCGCGGAUAACGUGGCGUUGUUCAGAGCAAUUACGGUUGAAUUAAAGGAGAAAUUAAAAGCUUGGAUUACUGAGUUUGAAAGGCAAUUAACUAUUCCGGUGUAUCAGUUGAACCCAGCGGCGUCAACUACCUCCGUCGCCGUCGACAAGGAUGCUCUGUCAGGGGUUAAGCUAAAUGGGAUCAACAACUCCAAAGAACAACUGUUGCAGGAUUUGGUAAAAAAUCACAUUUCAACAGACGGCGUGCGAACCCAGAUUCAACAAAAUAUCAAAUCGACAGUUCCGAGCACUUACAUAAUGCAGAGCAAUCCUUUUCAAAGACCAACAGGUACAUCAGUCAAACCACCAAUAUUAUCACAGCCAAAAACGGAAUCAGCCCCUAAUCAUUUUCAUGAAGCUCUCAUUGAUACUGGAGCAUGUGGACUAGAUGAAAAAACUGUGACUUACUCGAAAAACCUUCCACUUGCUACGAACCUGCAAAACAGAAGUUCUUCCUAUGGUCUUAUUGGUAUCUUUUGGGAUAUGGAAUGCUGUGCUGUCCCAAGUAACGUUGGUGAAUGUGUAGCUGUCAAUGUAAAAGAGGCUUUGAGAAAGCAUCCUGAGAUUAAUGGGGCUGUUAGCUUGUUUAAUGGCUAUGGCGAUACUAAUUGCUGUCCCAGGCAUAUAAGACUCGCUUGCCAUCACACUGGUGUUACUCUCAUUGUUGUUCCAAACGGAAGGAAGGAAGCUGUUUACAAGACAAUCUUAAGGGACAUGUUCACGUUUGCCUGUAACCAUGUUAAAUCUUACAUAGUGCUGAUUUCAGGCAAUGGAGAUUUUACUCGAGCUCUUCACAUACUUGGUCAGCUUGGGCAUACGGUCAUUCUUGCUGUUCCUUCUGGUGUGGGUGUUUCUUCUCAUUGCGAUACUAGCAAGUAUGUUUGUGAUUGGCCUAAUCUGGCUCAUGGCAAGGCUUUGUUUCACCCUCAGAAGCUUUAAUGCCUACUUAUAUGGAGGACUAACAUCCUAUGUUAAUGGCAAUCUUAAUGAUGAGGAAGAUAUAUGCUCGGUAUAUUAUGAAUAAAAUGUAGGCCUUCUCUUAAUAGGUCAUGUUUUUAUUUAGUUCCAACUUCUUAUUUGGUUCUUGAUAUUCAUAAAAUUUCAAUUAGGAA